CUGCCAGCUCCCUUGUGCGCAGCUCGGGCAAUAGGCGCGGCCGAUGGCAGGCGGCUCCCAAGGUGAAGAGCCCCGUGCCUUGGCCUCAGGCCCCACUGUAGCUCGCCACCACCUUGGGGCCGGGCCCUGGCGCAAGGAGGAGCAAAGGGCCACAUUGUUGAGCCCUUGCCACCGGGCAGCGAGCUCUGGGUAGGGCUAAGCACGCCAGGGUAGCCAAGAGCAGGGGCGAGUUGCUAACACAGCUGCGGUCUUGUCCGCUUUGCUGCUCCGGGAACCGUGCCUGGCCCCGGCGGGUUACUGACAGACCGCCCCAGGAUCGAGCUCACACCAGGCUGCAGCUUCCUGGCGUCUCCCCUCACCGACUGCUGCUCUCGCAGGGCCCCGACCCAGUGUCGCGGGUGGCCCUCACCCUGCGAGCUCCGGCCUUGCCCAGGCUUCGUGUGUAAUGGAAGAGGGGCUGGGCUAAAGCAAUAUAUUUAAAUCCAUAACUGAUGCGCCAAGCCAGAAGUGCCCAGCUGUGAUCGACCAAGCCCGGGGCUCGGCUCCGGCACAAAUCAAGCACUGGGUGGGCUGACCCCUCUAGCCUCCCCAGCCUUCUGGGGCGCCUCGUGCCUGUUGGUGGCCAUCCAGUGGUCAGCCUCGUGGGGGUUGGUGGUAUGGGGCAGGAGGAGACCCAGGGAGCUCGGUAGGGGGGAGCGAGAUCCCGGGGGACAGGCUAGGGGCCGCCGCCUCUUUGGGCUCAGUUGCGAACGGGUCUCCCCAGGGAGCCUCCUGCAGCAACUCUGGGAUGGGGCCAGGCUUCCAGCCGCCGGCACUACAGUUCCCAGCAUGCCGUGCGGCUGAGGGGGACUGCGCCCGCGUAGCUGCUGGAAGCUUCCAGGCGGCCGGCGCGGUGCAUUGUGGGCAGGAGACGGUGAGCUUCCUGGGCGCCAUUUUACGGAGCGGCAGAGAAGGGUCGGCAGAGCUUGUGAGUCGGCUGAUUGUCCGUGUGCCGGGCUGGGAGGCUAGCUGGCCGUGGGACCAUGGGCUCCGAUAAACGUGUGAGUAGGACUGAACGGAGUGGAAGGUACGGCUCUAUCAUAGAUAGAGAGGAUCGGGAUGAUCGGGACUCUAGAAGCAGGCGAAGGGAUUCUGAUUACAAGAGAUCCAGUGAGGAGCGCAGGAGCGAGAGAUAUGACGACAGCCGGGACUAUGACAGCCGGGACUAUGACAGCCCUGAGAGGGACAGGGAGAGGGAGCGUGAGAGACGGAAUAGUGAUAAAUCAGAAGAUGGGUACCAUUCUGAUGGUGAUUAUGGAGAGCACGACUACAGGAAUGACAUUAAUGAUGAGAAAGAAAGCAAGACCAUCAUGUUGCGUGGCCUUCCUAUCACUGUUACAGAAAACGAUAUUCGAGAGCUUAUUGAGUCCUUCGAAGGCCCUCAGCCUGCAGACGUGAGGCUGAUGAAGAGAAAGACAGGUGUAAGCCGUGGUUUCGCCUUCGUGGAGUUUUAUCACUUUCAAGAUGCUACCAGCUGGAUGGAAGCCAAUCAGAAAAAACUGGUGAUUCAAGGGAAGCAGAUUGCAAUGCACUACAGCAACCCGAGGCCUAAAUUUGAAGACUGGCUUUGUAACAAGUGCUGCCUUUACAACUUCAGGAGACGGUUAAAAUGCUUCCGCUGUGGAGCAGAUAAAUUUGAUUCAGAACAGGAGGUACCACCUGGAUCAGCAGAGGCUGUUCAGUCUGUGGAUUACUACUGCGAUACCAUCAUUUUACGAAACAUAGCUCCCCACACAGUGGUGGAUUCCAUCAUGACUGCACUAACUCCAUAUGCUUCGCUGGCAGUCAAUAACAUUCGCCUUAUCAAAGACAAGCAGACCCAGCAGAAUAGGGGUUUUGCAUUUGUGCAGCUGUCUUCUGCAAUGGAUGCAUCUCAGUUGUUGCAGAUUUUACAAAGUCUUCAGCCACCAUUGAAAAUUGAUGGCAAAACAAUUGGUGUUGAUUUUGCAAAGAGUGCCAGAAAAGAUUUGCUUCUCCCAGAUGGUAACCGGGUCAGUGCCUUCUCUGUGGCAAGCACAGCCAUCGCUGCAGCUCAGUGGUCAUCUACCCAGCCUCAUAGUGGAGAAGGGGGCACCAUUGACUACAGCUAUCUCCAGCCAGGGCAAGAUGGUUAUACCCAGUAUGCACAGUACUCGCAGGACUACCAGCAGUACUACCAGAGUCAGGCUGGAGCGUUGGACACAGAAGCAGCUAUUAUAUCAGGUGCUCCAGUUACCACCACUACAGCAGCUGUUGUAUCCCAGAGUCCUCAGCUAUAUAAUCAACAGCCCAACUCUCCUGACUCUCCGACUGAAGCAGCACAGCCAAGCACCAGCACCCAGGCACAGUCAGCUUCUCCAACUGGUGUGGUCCCUGGCACCAAAUGUGCUGUCCCUGACACCUCUACCUACCAAUACGAUGAGUCUUCAGGAUAUUAUUAUGAUCCCAUAACAGGGCUCUAUUAUGAUCCUAACUCCCAGUAUUACUACAAUGCCCUAACCCAGCAGUACCUUUACUGGGAUGGCGAGAAGGAGACCUACAUGCCUGCUGCAGAGGGUAUAACAUACCAGCAAACUAGUGCACCUUCCAGCAAAGAAGGGAAGGAGAAGAAAGAGAAACCCAAGAGUAAAACCGCUCAGCAGAUUGCUAAAGACAUGGAGCGCUGGGCAAAGAGCUUAAACAAACAGAAAGAGAAUUUUAAGAAUAGCUUCCAGCCACUCUGCUCCAGGGAGGAAGAAAGGAGGGAAUCGGCAGCAGCAGAUGCUGGCUUUGCUCUUUUCGAGAAAAAGGGCACAUUGUCUGAGAGACAGCAGGUCAUGCCAGAGGUGGUAAAGAAUGGAGAGGAGGAGAAUCCACUCAAAUUGCCUUCCUGUACAAUGUUCCCUUUGCUAAUGGUGGCCCUGCCUGCCUUCCAGCGUGGCCUGGUGGCUGCCUACAGUGGAGAUAGCGAUAAUGAGGAGGACCUGCUGGAAAGAAUUGAGAAUGAGGAAGAGAAGCUGACUGACUGGAAGAAGCUGGCCUGUCUGCUGUGUAGGAGGCAGUUUCCAAACAAAGAUGCCUUGGUCCGACACCAGCAGCUCUCUGACCUGCACAAGCAAAACAUGGAUAUCUACAGGCGAUCUAGGCUGUCGGAGCAGGAACUUGAAGCACUGGAGCUGCGUGAGAGAGAGAUGAAAUACAGAGACAGAGCUGCUGAACGGCGAGAGAAAUAUGGUAUCCCGGAACCCCCUGAGCCGAAGCGCAAGAAGGUGUUUGAUGCUGGCACAGUGAAUUAUGAGCAACCCACUAAAGAUGGCAUUGACCAUAGUAAUAUUGGCAACAAAAUGCUUCAGGCCAUGGGCUGGAGGGAAGGUUCGGGACUUGGAAGGAAAUGCCAGGGUAUCACAGCUCCCAUUGAGGCUCAAGUGCGCAUGCGAGGAGCUGGUUUGGGAGCCAAGGGGAGUUCUUAUGGAGUCUCCACAGCCGACUCGUACAAGGAUGCAGUGCGGAAAGCCAUGUUUGCUCGCUUCACUGAGAUGGAAUGAUGAGUUCUACACCCUCGAGGCUUAUGAGCUACCAAAGCACUUGACUUGUCUGUUACCUGGAACUGACUGUUAAACCUUGGGACCUUGGUGGCAGUGCUGUGUUCUGAGUAUGGGUUAGAAUUAACCAUUUCAUUCCCUUGGACUGUCUUCCCUUCCACCAUGUAGCUUCCAUGAGGGACUGUCUGAAUUGCUAUACCUUCAUGCUGGGGAGCUCAUGGCCAGGCCAAAGGGGAUGCUGCAUCUUUAUACAUUCUUGUACAUAGUGUAAUAUAAUGUAUUUUGAGUUCAGAGUGCGUAGUGUCAAUGUCACUCCAGGUCUCUGGAGCAGGUGAGGGAUGUGUUAGCUGUGGUUUGACACUGUCUGUGCUCUCCUUUGUUGUAUUGUCUUGUUUUUUUUGGCACAACUUUCCUGUAUAUUUUGUAUGAUAUACCUUUGUAUAGACUUUUUGAAGAUUUUGA
This is a messenger RNA of Chelonia mydas (Green sea turtle), 4001 nucleotides long. It is a transcript of the gene RBM5, whose product is annotated as RNA binding motif protein 5. The coding region runs from base 1023 to 3542 and encodes 839 amino acids. Gene Ontology annotation, cellular component: nucleus. Gene Ontology annotation, biological process: mRNA splicing, via spliceosome. The record is from RefSeq and is a predicted model, not a curated record. The transcript is spliced from 25 exons. Gene Ontology annotation, molecular function: RNA binding. Lineage: Eukaryota; Metazoa; Chordata; Testudines; Cheloniidae.